Molecule: messenger RNA, 4995 nt
Organism: Gryllus bimaculatus (two-spotted cricket)
Lineage: Eukaryota; Metazoa; Arthropoda; Insecta; Orthoptera; Gryllidae
Source: the annotation of a GenBank genome assembly
CAUCCAGCGAGAAGUCAUAAUGGUGCGAAUAUGUGCAUUGUUAAUGAAGUUGCACUAAACCGUGCAUUUCCGAAACAGUUACCAAUUGUGCGGAAUAUGAAAAAUCGGGAUGGGAGACUGUGAAUGGUAUCUGUGUAUAAUGAUGUAGAUGUUUAUACGAUACAUGAGGUCAAUGGCCACAAACUCAGAAUGUUGGUAGUGCAGAGGCCGCUUGGUAAUUACAGUAAAAAUCAGUGGAAAUUCCAUUGUAUGUGGAAGUUAAAGUGUGAUACUGUUUCUACAAAAUUGUGAAAAAAGGAUGUGUUUCCUGGUACUGAUGUAGUUCAUGAUGUAUGACUCUUACGAUUUGUAUCAGUUUCUAGAUAUUUCGAAAAGUUAUCCUGAUGCGGCUUGUACUGUGUGUCAAUGUUUACAUUUUGGCAUGACACAAAAAUGUACCCCAAUAACCAUAGUGUGCUUUCAGUGACGUGGGAAAGAGCUAUUACAAUUGUACAUAUUUUGGAUACCACUAAGUUUAAAAAAAAAUUAAAACACAAAUAGAUUGUGUCAUUAGAUGUUGCUCAGAUUACAGUGAAAUUGUGGUGUGCCUGAUGGUGACUAGUAGAUUACACCAUUGUUACCAGCUGCAUUGCAGGGGUAAUAUCUACCAAAAGGAAUGGAGACAGAGUCCGUAAAGUCAGCUCUGAGUGAACAGAGCUCUCGCUCUCGGCGAUCUCGUAGUCACACACAUAGAAAUAAUUAUCGGCUACAUUCAAAUCGUAGCUCAAGAAGCACUCGCAGUCACAGAAAGGGUGAAGAACCAAUGGCUCCGUUUCAGACAUCAGUAACACUUAGUGAAGAAAAUAGAGAUGGUCAAGAAGUUAUUGAAGUGCAAAUUCUGCCUCAGGAUGAUAACUGGGGAGAAAAUACCACUGCUGUUACUGGCAAUACUUCAGAACAAUCAGAUGCAGAAGAUAUGGGCAUGAGUGGUCAGUGGAUUGGUGAACCAGACACAGGAAUUAGUUUUGUAUGUCAACGGUAUUUAGGGUCAGUUCUCACUGGUGUAUUGUCAGUGGCUGCUUUUGUAUCACCCUUAGCCAUGGUAGUGCUCCCUAAACUGGGAUUCUUUCCAGUCCUUACACCAGGAUCUCAAUUGCUGGCUUGCGGAGCAGAAUGUAAAGGCUUGUUGGUGUCACUAGCAUUUAAACUAGUUCUGUUGGCUGCUGGUUCAUGGGCUGUGUUUCUCCGCCGUCCUCGCGCAACAAUGCCCCGAAUUUUUCUCUUUCGUGCUACCGUUUUGGUCCUGGUACUUGUAUGCACAUUUGCCUAUUGGCUGUUUUAUGUAGUUCAAGUAACAGAGGGUGCUCUUGCAUCAACUACUGGAGGGGAAGCUGUGCAAUACAAAGGACUAGUUUCAUAUGCAUCAAGUUUAACAGAUACUCUUCUGUUUAUUCAUUAUUUAGCUGUAGUCCUUGUAGAAAUAAGACACCUGCAGCCAACAUACUAUGUAAAGAUUGUGCGAAGUCCAGAUGGUGAGAGUCGAGCAUAUGCAAUUGGACAGCUUAGUAUCCAGCGAGCUGCUGUAUGGAUUCUUGAACAUUAUUACACAGAAUUCCCAAUUUACAAUCCAUAUCUUGAGCGUAUUCCAGUUUCAAAAUCACGCAAAGGAGGCUCCAGUUUUAAAUUUUAUGAUGUAGAUGGCAUGAAUAACUCUUCUCUACAGCAAAGUCAGUCGAGAGCAAUGUUAGCAGCUCAUGCUCGAAGGAGAGAUUCAAGCCAUAAUGAGAGGUUUUAUGAAGAACAUGACUAUGAGAGACGUGUGAAAAAGCGAAGAGCUCGUUUAAUAACGGCCGCAGAAGAAGCAUUUACACACAUAAAACGUCUUCAUGGAGAUCAAGGAAUUUCUUGCAGCUCUGCAGUUCCAGCAAUACCAAUGGACCCUCAAGAGGCAGCACAAGCAGUUUUUCCAUCAAUGGCUCGUGCACUGCAAAAGUAUUUGCGGAUAACUCGACAACAACCUCGUCAUUCAGUGGAAUCAAUUCUUGCACACCUAGCUAGUUGUUUGAGCCAUGAUCUCACUCCUCGUGCCUUUCUUGAACCAUUUUUAGUGCCAGCCCCAGUAUUGCAGAAUGAAAAGGAACAGAGACCAGUGCAGACGUGGGCUCUUAUUUGCGAUGAAUUAUUGUCACGCCCUCUCAGCCACGGCACAAGCUUCCAAUUGCGUCAGAAUGAUGUCUCCUUGCUUUGUACUGUGCGUGCUCUACCUCAUUUUAAUGUGACUGAAGAAGUUGUUGAUCCAAAGUCCAACAAGUUUGUAUUGAGACUCAACUCGGAAACAUCUGUUUGACCUAAGCUUGGAGCAAGUGACUAUUGUUACAUUCAGUUUUAUACACACAAUGAUAAUUAACUGCUAUUGCAGUAUUGUAUGACAAGAUUUGCUCAAAUGGAAUACUCUGUGAGGGUUAUAUCUUGAUAUUUCAACGAGUGGGAAAUAUCAAAUGACAGAAGAAUCUCACUAUUUUUACUCAGUUUUAAUAUUUGAUAUUGCUUGGCAGUUUCUCAAAGAAAAUUGAAUUUUGUAUUAUUUGUACCUAUAAUAUUAUUAUUUUAUACUUGAAUUUGUUGUAGAAUGGACAAAUUAUCAUAUAAAACAUGAUAAAAUAAGGAAUUUACUCAUAUCACAAAAAUUCCUCCAAAUGGGCAGUUUUUGUGAUAAACCCACCUUGCAUUUAUUCAUGUACUUCUGUGUUUUCUGAAAACCAAAAUGUUCUUUGAAAGGAUACUUAGAACGACUUAAGUUAUUUUUUUGUAUUAUUUAUUGUGAAAGUAGUAUUUUAUAUUUUAAAUUCUUUCAUUUAUCAGAAUUUAAUGUUUUGUAUCUCCUAUGAAGUACUCAAAAUUGUCUAGGAAGGCCAAACCAUAAUAUUUUAUGAAUACAUAAAAAGUUUCUUGCUUCUACCUUUCACUUCUUUGUCGUUGACUUAUUUAUGUUCUCAACCAACCUAUGUUGUGACAAAGUGACUUCUCAAAAAUAUUUUUAAAACAUUGAAGAUAUUUAUGUAAAAAUGAUGUUAUAGUGAUGUAGUGUAAUUGAAAUUCUUUUUAUUAUUCCUUGAAGUAAACGUCUCAUAGUCAUGAAUUGGACCCGGAUUUUAGGAUUUGAUAAAUGUUAUUUUAGACUUUUUGUAAAGUUGAUUUAGUCCAUUUUAGAUUUUAAUCAUUUUUUUCUAAUCAGGCUAAACAAUAAUUGCAAUAAAUAAAUUUAAAUUAGUAUCUCACUUUAAUAUGGGUUAUUGUUAUGAAAAACCAGUAAAAUCCCAAAACAUCUGAAGUGAUGGUGUUUCUGUUAUCUCUCAACACACAAUUGAAACAAAAAAAUGUUCACUCAAUACAACAUGAAAUCAGUGGUUUGUACUUUAUACAUGCCACUGCUCUCAGCCUCCAAAAUAAUUCUCCAGAUAUUUCUUCUCCUAAAACAACUCCAUUUUAGUCUUUCAUAUCUGCAUAACCAGAUUACAUUGAAUUUUUGAGAGCUCUGACAAGAAGUCACCUAUUGUGAUACUGCAUUCCGCGGAACAGCUUAAAUAAUCUGUUCCUAAUCUGGGCCUAAUAUUGAAAUAUUUUCCAUAUUUCUUGCUUUGAAUUGUUAUUUCAUUUUCUUUUAUAUAAUAUUUGUAAAUAUUGAUUUGCUACUUUUUUCAGUAUUAUCUUUUUAAAAGAGUAGAGUGAAACUUGAAUUAGGAUGAUAUGUAAUGCUUUAAAGUAUAUUUUCUCAGAUAGUGCAAUAAAAUAAAAGAAACACUCUUGAUUAAGAGACUAAGACAUAAGAGUUGAAGAUGAGAAAUCAUUUUAUAGAAUUACUGAAUGUAAUUUCGAAGACUGAAAAUGCAUAAAAUUUUUAUGUAUUUUUUUUUCUAGCAUGAAUAUUUGUAAAUUUUUUAUAUACGGUAUUAAGUGUACAAAAGAUUGCACUUCAUUGAAUUAUAAUGCAAAUGUUUGAAAAAUAGUAUAUUGAAACUGCUUAUAAAUUAUUGCCAAUGUCCUCUUAAUCAAUGCUGCCAUUCUUGGGAACCCAUUGAUGAUUAUAUUUGUUUAGUAAAACUAAUUGAAUGAAAAUUGAUCAAACACAUGCUAAAUUCACAGUAUUGUUGUUGUUGUUAUUAUUAUUAUUAUUAUUAUUAUUAUUAUUGGAGGAUUUAAGUAUAGUUUUACAGCCAUAAAGACUAAGCAUUCUUAUUGAAAAAAAGAUCCCCUUUUCAAUGCAAGAAAGUAAAUAUGAAGAAGAAAUUUGUGUUAUUUAUUUUCAAAAGGCAAACAAAAAAUUAUUGAUUCACUAACAUAUUUUUUCCACAUUAUUUUACUUUUACAACACAUUAAGGAAGAUGAAAAAAAUUGGAUGGAGAAAUGUGUGUGAUAAAUUUUAUGCAUUUGCGAGUAAAAGAUAAAAGUGUGAAGUAGUCUUGCACUUCAAAAAAAUUCAAGUUUCACUUAAAAAAAAUAUAUGCCUUCAAGAUUUACAGUUAUGUGCCAAAGACAGCACAUCUUUGUUUGAGAGUUUUUAGUGCUCUACAUCACUAUUUCAGCAGUAUUGUGGUUGGCAACAUUAAUAAUUGUAAGUAAUAAGUAAUUUGGAUCAAAAUGAGGCUAAGAUGAAAUUUUAUUAAAAAUAAUUUUUCAUCUUUUUUGUGGUAAGGACAGGCAGGCUAAAUUAGCUUUGCAAGAGUCAAUUGUUUUAGUGCAUUUAAGAAUUUUUAAAUGUGUGAUUUUUGUAUUUCUCAGCAUGCAUAAUUUUUGUUAGAGAAUUUUGUUUAAUAACAUUGAAGUGGAGAAGAAAUGAAUUAUCUGAAAAAAUUAACAUUUUAAUAUUACAUCUCUAUUGUGUUUCAAUUUUAACCAUUGGGCAUAAUAUAGUCGUAUCAAAGUUCUACUCCACAUUUUUGUAAAACCUUUGUAAUGUGUAUUAGUUUAUGAAAACAAAUUUUAAAUGGCUCUUAUUUUCAAGAAAAAUUUCUUAAA